Closterium sp. NIES-67 is the source of this 2565-nucleotide messenger RNA. NCBI's taxonomy places the organism in Eukaryota, Viridiplantae, Streptophyta, Zygnematophyceae, Desmidiales, Closteriaceae. The record is from the annotation of a GenBank genome assembly.
UCGAACUGCUUCCCUUCUCGUUUUUACUAGGUGAUUCAUGGCUGCCUAGCCAAAUUACCAGAAUAUCCCCUCACACUGAUUUCGUCAUAAUCGGCGGCUCAGAUCUUGGUUAUGAACGUGCUUUACCAUUCUGGAAAGUAGAGAUUAAGACCUUUCCAACGCGUAUAAGUUCAUUUCUAGAAGUUACUUGAGCUGCACGCAAUGUUCUGUUGAGAUCGUCAAACUUAAUCUCUAAUUAGUUCUCUCCAGAUUUGCACGAUUUCCAUCAGUGGUAUCAGAGCCACGGUUAGAGGACGUUCUUUCCUCCAUUGGAAGAGAUCUAGAGAGGCUUGAAGUGCUCCAAAUCUAGGGUUUGACAUGGCCCAAAAGUUGGAUGGCCCUCCUAGGUUUACCGGCUCGGACUUUUCGCUAUGGAGGUUCCAGUUCACACUAUGGCUAGGUAUUAAGGACCUAGAAAGUGUGUUGGAUGGAUCGGAGAAGCGACCACGAGCUGACUCUGGGGAGGCGUCUACUGGAGCAACCAGCCAAGUGGGAUCCGGGGCUGGGGGAGCGUCGUUGAGUGGGGUGAAGGAAGGAGGAACUGCUGCAACUCGAACCGGAAGGUCGCAACCAAGUAGCGAGGAGUUGCUCAAAGCUCAAGAAGCAUGGGAUCGGAAGGAUCGCCAGGCUUUUCAGUACCUGUGUUGGGCUUUGGAGGGGCAACUUGAGCUUCUUAAGAUGCUGAUUGACCUGAAGGGGAAGGAAGGUGCAGCGGCUGCAGCUUGGAAAAGAGUACAAGAUAGGCACUUGCAGAAAGGGCUUCUAAGCGUGCUUACUUGGCGGAAGCGGUUUUACACCAUGGAGCGGAACUAUGGGGAGGGGGAGACCAUGGUUCAGUAUCUCCAGAGGGUGGAUGAGAAUGUGCGGGCUUUGGAGGAGCUGGAUUACACGGUAGAUGAGAAGGAGAUCAUCUAUACUGCGCUCCAAGGGUUGGAUCAAGCGGCUAAUGAGGCAUUACUACAGUACCUUCACCUCGAGCAACAGAAAUGGACCAAGGUGUGGAUUUGGGAGGUUCUAAUUUCUGAUGAGGCUCGCAAGGUUGAUGCUGGAAGAGGUCUAGAAGGAGGCAUGGGUGCAGCAGAUAAAGCUUCCUUCAGGAAAGGCUAUCAACAGCAAGGAGGUGGGGGGAAGAAGAAAGAGUUGGACAAAUGCCUUGUGCCCGGAUGCAACAAAAAACACUCUUGGAAGAGUUGCUGGAGUAGGCCUGAGGGAUGGAAGCCUCACGGCUACUCUGGAGAGGCCCCACCAGUGACCAAACCUGAUUGGGUGGAGAAAAGGAUGAAGAAGGGGCUCUGGAAUAAGAAGGGCAGCAAGGGAGCAACGGCCGCAGCUGCUAAGGAUGAGAAGGGGAAGGGCCAAGACGACUCCUCCGAUGAUGGUUUCUCGUUUCUCAUGCUAGGGCAGGAUGCAGCUCUCGCUGGUCGUGCAUUGGCUGAUCCCAACUUCCUGGUUCUAGACUCUGGAGCAACAUCUGGGAUGCUUCCUCGCCGUGAUCUCUUCACCUCCUACCAUCCUCUCCCACCAAACUCGAGGAACGUGAUUGUUGGGAGCAGAGAUUUGCUGCAAGCAAUUGGCAUCGGCAUGAUCACCAUUAAGGGGAAGGAGGGGGAGCUAGUGGGUGUGAAGGGGGUCCUUCACGUCCCUGGUUUGGCUGCAAACCUCCUUUCAUGCUCGCAGCUGGCUAAACAGGGAUACAUCUGCACUUUCACUGAGGGAGGGUGUACUGUUAGAAAGGGUGAAGCUGUGGUGAUGGAGGCAAAGCUGGACAAGGGUUUAUACCUUGUUCCAGCUUGUGUGCCUAAUUGUUACAAGGCACAUAUGGUUUUUUCUGAGGAAGCCGCUUGUAGCACUCGCUGGAGGCAGGUGGAAACAGUGUCACCUGAGUUGCUACACCUUCGCAUGGGGCACGCGGGGAAGCAGCAACUGCUGGAGUGUGUGAAGAAGGGGGAGCUGAAGGGGGUGGAGGUCAAGGAAGGAGCUGGGCAGCAGAGCAAAUGUCCGGACUGCACGUCUGGAAAGCUGCCUAGAACCUCAUUCCCUAUCUCCUCUGAUCAUGCCUCGACUCCCCUUGAGCUGGUGCACACGGAUGUGUGUGGACCGAUGCAAACUCCUGACCGGGAAAAGGGCAACAGAUACUUUGUCACCUUUCUUGAUGACUUCAGUCGACUUAGCUGGGUCAUCUUGGUGAAGACCAAGGAUGAGGUGGCAAAGGUGUUUAGGCGGUGGAUACGCUAUGUGGAGAGGGAGUCAGGGGCCAAGGUGAAGGUGUUAAGGUCAGAUCGGGGUGGAGAGUACCUUGGGAAAGAACUUCAAACCUUCUUGGAAGAAAAGGGUAUUACCCACCAGCUCUCUGUACCUUACACGCCGCAGCAAAAUGGGGCAGCGGAGCGGCUUAACAGGACCUUGACCGAUUUGGCUCGGGCCAUCCUUUCCCAUGCCGAGCUUGAUAACACUUGGUGGGGGCAGCAGUGCAGUAUGCCAACUGGGUGAAGAACAGGAUGGGCAGCAAGGGGCUUGGAGGCAAGA